Aphis gossypii (cotton aphid) is the source of this 10768-nucleotide messenger RNA. RefSeq lists its product as uncharacterized. Lineage: Eukaryota; Metazoa; Arthropoda; Insecta; Hemiptera; Aphididae. Bases 432 to 2174 code for a protein of 580 amino acids. The record is from RefSeq and is a predicted model, not a curated record. The transcript is spliced from 6 exons.
UAUAGCCGUGCAACACGCGCGCCGCGGUACACUCGUCGUCGUGUUCUCGUCGCGUGCAAACAGUCGUUCGUCCGUAUGAAAUGGGAUAUUUAAGAGUGUAAAAAUUAAAAAAAUAUUUUAACUCGGAAACCAAAUAAUCUAUUGGUCAGCGAUCACGGUACAAUAAUAAUAAUCACUGCCUAUUUUGAUUUCGUAACUAUAAAGCGCGAGAGAAACAUUAAAAUAUUAAUACUCAAACUUAUAAGCGUUUGCGAGAUUUCGGAAUGUUUGUUGCAUACCCUUAAUUGUAGUGUCUCGUAGUAUAGUCUCGUGCGCGAAAUCGUAUGGCUUACGGGGCCACGUAGACUGCGAGGCUACAGUCCAGUGGUGGUCGUGGUGGCCACGUAAAGGUCACGUAUUGUGCACCUUAUUUGAACGGUGUAGAUGCCAUAAUGCUUCAGAGAUCUCCAUCAUCAAGGAAGCGGCGUUCCGCUAACAAUGACUCACGCCGAACUAGUGUGGCGUUUAAUUUGGAAUGUCAGUCAACGAGACUCGCAGAAGGAGGAAGGCAACAAACUCAGCAGUCACCACAACAUAGAAGAGCUAGUAUAGCAGCUACAUCACCUUCUGAUGGAUUUGAAAUGCGGCAAAGAACUAGAGUAUCACCGGAGGAGGAGUUUUUUGAAUAUACAUAUAAACGAAGUCCCAGACCGAGUUUUGUAUCUGAAUCUAAAGUACAAUAUAUUGAUAAGAGCCCUAGAAAUAGUUUGGUUCCAGAUAUGUCAAGGAGUCCCCGAACAAGUUUGGUACCAUCAGAUCAUCGAAAACCUCCACGAUUAUUACCAGAUGAGCAACAAGACUCAUAUACACGGUCUAGUCCUUCAAGACUUGAAGUUGAUAUCAACCGGAGUCCUAGGCAUAGUUUAACAUGUGAGCAUCCAGAUCCAAGAAGUCCUAGAAGUCCGAGAGGUAGUAUGGUGCCAGAGGAUGAUUAUUCGGAAUUACGGUCUGGACUGCGAUUAGACGUGGAGAGUUUCAACCGAAGUCCAAGAUCAAGUACUGCCGGCUUAGAUCCGUCUAGAAGUCCAAAAAACAGUUUGGUGCCAGACUCAAGUCGAUCACCUAGAGGAAGUAUUGCUUACGAUUUAAAUCGAAGUCCUAGGGGUAGUUUGGCAGUAACACCAGAUACCAAUCGGAGUCCUAGAGGUAGCUUGAUACCAGAUCCCGGAAAAAGUCCUCGAGGUAGUGUAGUAUCAGAAGGUGCAUAUAAUAUGAGUCGCUCAGCUAGAAGCAGUAUACCGAUGGCCGAAUCAGCAUCUCUGGGAAGAACGCCAAGAGGAAGCAUAGGUUCGGUGUCGUGCGUCCAUUUUGAUCCACAGUUAAAGUCAACCAGGAAUUCAACUGAACCAGGAAAUGGAUCUCCAAAAGGAACUCUGAAAGAUACUCAAAGAAGUUCUUCACCGUAUAAGAAUACACAAUAUACACAAAAACAGAUGUUUCCCGACGAAUCAAGAAGAGCUAGUAGUAGUGUUAGUCAAGUUUCCGGCGACGAGAGGAAACGCUUGUGCGAGCAUGUUAAGCCUUGCGACAGUGGCCUAACCGUCUAUGGUUCAUUGACAUAUCAAUUGAACCAUGCCAAUAUGGAGUCGACAGGCAUAUUCGAUUUUAUCUUAAAAGCAUUGAGUAUUAUUCACAGAACUGUGAUAAUGACGGUAAUUUUGUCCAUUUUCACGGUGGUGCCUUUAAUUAUGUUCGUUGUUGGCGUGGAGUUCGUUCGCGACUGUCCGCGGGAACCGCACAUACCGGUGUACAUGAUCGUGGGCGGCAUAUUCGGCUUGAUCAAAAUGGUGUGGCUGCUGUGCCGACAGGUCAAGUCGCUGCGGUACAACAAGCGCCGGCGGCCGGACAUGGGCACGCGGGAGGACAUGGUGUCGUCGAUGGGGUCGCGCAUAGCGUCCGUCGGGCUGGCCGCGUUCCUGGCCGGUUGGUUCGCGCUGGGCAACUAUUGGAUACUGUCCGUGUACUGGCCCGAAUCGGAGCCGACGUCGCUGUACGAGCCCAACGGCUGGUGCAACAGGACGCUGUACGUCACCAGCCUCGUGCACCUGGCCCUGGUGUACGCGGCCGGCGCGCUGGUGCUGGCCACCGUCGUGGCCGUGCUGGUGUUCCAACAGUGCGCGUUCCGGUUCAAAUAGCAUACGGCCACCACGGCGCUGUGCGGUUGCGCCCACGGCCACCACGGCAGCCGCCGCAUGACCAUCACCGGCAUACUGCCGUACAGCGCCAUACACAUCAGCGUCACCAGGCCCGUCGACGACGUGGCCCUGUAGUCGGCCGGUGCGCCCGACACCGACACCGACGAGAUCGCGAUCAUCGUCGUCGGCCGCCGACUACUCGACCGCCGACGCCUCGGACGACGGUCGUCAUCGACGGCGGUCGCGACUCUGCGCGGCUGCAGCUGCAGUCGUGUACGAAAUACAAUAGAGGUACCAUUAGGCGCACUCGGCUACUCGGGGCGCCGCGUUGUAAGUAGAGGAAUGCGUACUCACGACGUGUAUACGACGUAGGUAAUAUCGUGCGACGUCGAAUGCAUUUACCGUUUUCGAAUACAACAAUCCGGACUAUUUUGUCGGCCGUGUUUGUCGGGGGGGGGGGACCCCCCCAAAAAAUGACUUCUAAUUCGCAUAAGGCGUUAUCAUGUCAUUAGAUUUAAAUAAUAACGACGAGUGGCAAAUACGACUGGGAUUAUUGUAUUUGGAAUCAAAACCCAUUUACGGUUAGAUGUAGGUAUAUUAUUAUAAACAUGUAUUAUAUUAUUUAUUACGAUACCUAAUUAUUUUAAAAGUAUUAUUAAUUAUUUUACCCGUAAAAACGUAGAACAACUCUUGUGUACGGUUUGGGCGCUGCAGUGAGGAUCUGGCCGCGAUCGAUCAGCAUUCGCAGUUUUAGGCUAAAAUUAUGAGAGACGCCUGUUAAUCGAAUAGAUUACGGUUGAGAAAUCUACAAAGAUUAUAAUUGUACAAUGUUGUGCACUUGCGUGUAUAGUGUAACGUUUGCUGGCAAGUAUCAUUCGUAACGGUGUCCUUUGUAUUCAACAUAUUAAAUACGAUCGUCGCGUCACGCGUCGUUACGCAAAGCCAUUUCGUACACAUCCAUAUUAUUAUUAUUAUUUACCCAAGUACGGUGUUUAUGUCAUGUGCGCCACUGAGUUGUUUCGCUCAUUGUCAAAUAUGACUAUUAUGUUAUCUUACAGACUCUGAUAUCACAAAGACGCCCGUUUACCUAUAUCAUUUAAAACGUAUAUUUUAUAAUAUUUAUCUCCUCCGCAUUAUAGAAUAUUUAUAUUAUAUUUAUCGCCCGUGUUUGUUCCCGUAUAAGUAUAACUUCCUAUUUUUUUUCCUGAUUUAUAUUUUUGAAUUAUAAUUUUGAGCGAUUAUUAUUGCAAUAUUGACUUAUACUUAUUAUGAUUUCUCAUUAAUAUAACGGUAUAUUUAAACUUUAGCAGACCCUGUUCCGUAAAAGUCAAUUGUAAAUAUUUUAAAAGUAGAAUUACUUAUUUUCGUUAUUCAAAUACUUAAGUUAGUUUUAAAGUUUAUGCAGGUGAUGGGUAGAGGAGUAUAAUACAUAGUAGGAUGGCGGAUAAUAAUAUAAUAUGUACAAUAAACAUGGUGAGAUACCAACUUUAACUGUAAUUUAACGAAUUCACGUCACGGUAAACGUCGUUUUCCAUUCCUUGCUUCGCUCAGAAUGCAUUUUUUCAAAUCCAGAACCGUAUCGUUUGACACCUAUAUAAUAAUAAUGUACUAACCCUUGAUCCUCGUGCCUGUUUUACUGCUCACGGGGCAAUGCUUACUGAGAAAACUAACUUCUUACUAUUCCUACAUCGUGCGCUAGUUUACCUGUUAUUGUGUUUAAAUAUAUUAUCAUGUGUUCACAUGUGCGUAUGCUAUUUUGUUAGCUGUUCUCGUUCGUUUUGCUCCUUUAUUGUUAUUGUUAUUUUUAUCGUAUAAAUUGACGUUUUAAUUAUUGAAACCGUUUCGCCAUUUUGAAGUCCUUAAUGUUGUACUUAAAAGUUUGGUGCCUAACACGUGUUAAACGAUCUGAAACACUUAAAAAAUGUUUAAAUGCGUUUCGUCGUUCAACCAAUAAUUUGAUUUCUCUUUGCAUUUAUAUUAUUUAACACACUUCGAUUGAUAAUUUUAUUAUUAUAAUAUAUAAUUGUAUGCGUAAUAAUGCAUUUUAACAUUAACACGAUGUAAUAUUCAUAAUUUUUCAAUUAAUCAAUAUUGAAAUAUUAAUUCUAAUAAUAUUUAAGACAUAUUAUAGAAAAACUUCGAUGUGCCCAUUAUAAUAUAAAUACUACCUAUACAUAUUAUAUUAUCUAUUUCAUUAAAAACUAAAAAAAAAACUAUAUCUAUGGUUCUCUCUACUAUUGUUAUGAUUGUAAUAAAAUUAUUGUGUCUUUCGACGUAUUAUAUUAAAUAUAUGUACUAACCAUACACUAUUGUUACAGUUCAGUCUAUAGGAAAUAUGCAUUAUUGGAUAUAAUAUGCUUAAGCUUACAGUAUUUACACUUUUAAAAAGGGAAAAAUAAUAGCAAAAUCAUCUAAUACCUAUACAAGUCUUUUGUAGUCAUAAAGACUCAAUGAUUUGCUUUAAAAUUUUUAUGUUUGUAUAACAUUGUAUAGUGAAGUUAAUCAUAUUAGUUUAUUCAUAAUUAUUAUACCUGAACUAAGUCGUUUGGAGAAAUAUACUUGUUCGUAGAUAUAUCGUAUAAAAUUAAAUAUAGGUUAACAUAAGCUGUCAUUAAAUUUUAAUUUUUUCACCGCUUUUGUAAAUUUUGAUUAUGAUAUCAUAAAAUGGUUCAAGUUAGCAGUCAAUAGGUAUUGCACUUUACGUUUGAAUUUGGUAAAAGUUUUUAAAAUUAAUUAUAACUGCGUGUCAAGCGUGAUUUGAAUAAUGGUAAGUCAAUAUCAUAUGAAAUGUAUUCUGUGAACUUAAAUUUAAUCACGCAUAAAUGUAUCACAAUAAUAAUUGUUCUACGAUGCGGUUAUUUUAUUAAAUUUUCGUUUUGAAUGUUUUUGCAAAGUCUCGAAAUGUUAUUAUCUCGUGUAAUAUGUCCGUAUUCAUACAUUACGCACACUGAGCAAUCAUUGAUUAUAAAUCGUAUUAUUAUUUUCAUGAAUUUAAUCAACAGAAAUAAUUCAGUUAGAAUUCUCUUAAGACUUAAAUUAUUAUUCUACUCGUUUAACGAGUAUUCGCAUAAAUGCAAAAUAGAUAUAAAUCACUCUGAUUUAUGACCAUUGGUAUCAAUGACUAAAAGAUUUUAAGUGUUUGGACGUGAGUACGUGACAUGAGUUAAGUUGAGAACGACAAUGGUGGAAGAUGUUGGGAUUUAGUACUUUAAUGUAAACAUUAGGUCCUAUGGGUUACCUACCCGUUAAAAUUGUUUAUACCGUCUAAAUACAUUAUUUUAGUCCGGAGAUUUAGAUUGAUCUAAGUUUUUUAACAAAUUAGAGGACGCUACUCUCACAUGUAUUAUCUACGUAUUAUAAACAUACAACAAAGCAAUUUUCGUUCAAAUAUUAUUAGCUUUAAUAUUAGAGUUAAUUGAUCUAUUAUCAGUUCGAAAUGAGAGCAUUAUAUAUGAGUAAGCGUUGGUUUUUUUCGAUGUUUAAAUUUUUAAUUUUUAAUGUGAAUAUGACAAAUUGAAAAUGUUUAUUUCUUGAAUAAUAAUUAACGAUUGAGGACAGAUAAUAUUUUUACCUUUGUAGAAAAAUUAUUAGUUCUACUGAAUGAAAGUUUGUCAAGUUAUAUGUUUGUAUGGUGGAAACAAUAUAAUAUGUAACGGUGACGUCCUCUUAACGUACUUUUUUAUGAUAAAUAAAUAACAAUACAUUUAGCGUUAAAUAAUUUUCAUUAUUUUCAUAACAUUAUACAAUAUCUACAUCAUCUUGAAUGUAUGUAUAGUGAUCACCAAUUUUAAAUUAUGAGUGUAGAAACAUGCUAUAACAUGGACCAUAUAGUGAUUGGAAAUUCGUUUUAAUUUAUUCGUCAAAUUUGAUAUAAAAAAAAAAUAUAUAUAUAUAUAUAUAUAAUUAAUGGUUAAAAUAUUCUACUAAAAAAAAAAAAAAAAAACAUUAGAAUUUUGUUUCCGAUCAAAUAAAAAUGUCGUGAUAAAUAAAUAAAACUUUUUUUUUCAUUAUUUUUUAUGUUUGUAAUGAAUCAUAAUGAUAAAUCAUUAUUGAAUAUUACAAACAAAAUUAAAAUUUGGUGUAUAGUUAAAAAACUGUUAAUGGUAUUUUAUGUUUGAAAUAUAAUAUUAUAGUUUUCAAUAAUUAAACAUUGAAAUUAUAUUAAAAUCGUUUAAAAUAAAUUGUUAUAACCAUAUUAUUAUAUUAUAUUACUAUAUAGGCAUAUAACGGAAUCCAAUUAAUUCAUUCAAAUUGUUUAUUGAAGACGAGUAAAUCUAUUGCCAAGAACUCUGUUAAGGAUAAUGUAUUAUGUUUAUCACAUAAAGUUCUAUUCUUGCUCUUGAAAAUGAAAAUAGGUUUCAUUAUAAAAUUGUAAUCAGCGAAAACAUAUACUACAGUGAUUUUCAACCAAAAUAGUAUCGUUUAUAAAAAUAAAACCGAGACUGUAAUAAUUGCAGGUUAUAGGUACAUAAUAUGUAAAAAUAAGACAUUAACAUUGAACGCCGGAAGAAAGUCUUGAAAUUGAUAUUAUUUCACAUCAUUGUAUCUAUUAUUAUCUUUGAAAAGAUUGAAAUUUUAUAACCAAAUAAUCCAAUUCCCAAAUAUCUUGUCCGUCCGUUAAUGCUUAAGUUCAUGUUUUUUAUUUGUGUUUUCUAUAAAAACAUUUCCUUACCUAAAGCGUGACAAUGAUUUUAUUUAUUCACUAUAUACCGGUGUUUAAAUUUGAAAUUAACUCGGUCGCUCUCCCAGUGUCGAUCGACACUAACAAUGAAUUAUUGUCCAAAUGUAAACGACAAAUCCCUGUAUUUUGUUGUCCCCUUGGGUUUUUGGUGUUUUUAACAAUUCGUUUCAAUUUUCUCUCAAGAGCCUCCCUGCUCGUGUUUACACCGUAUACAAUUUUAUACAAACUGAAAGACAAUAUGUGAAAUUAAAAAUGAAUCAUUCAGUAGUGUCAACACAACAGUGAAAACCCAAAAAUUUAGUAUUUAUAAAUUAUAAUUAAAAGUGGUAAAGUAUUAUUGAAUAGGAUUUUAAUACUUUCAAAUAAAAUUUAAAAAUUAAUUAAAAAGCUGUAAUUACCAUUUAUUUAUAUUUAUACGCAUUUGAUCUUCCUAUAACAUGAAUAGUUUUUUAAAUCACGUCUUAUUUCUUUAUUAAAGUCAAAUAUAAUAUAAUUUAUUUCAAACAUUUUCUUACACGACCAUGUGCAUUAAAUAAUUUUUAGAUUUGAAGAUUUCUAUUGAAUUAUUAUUGGUAUUUACCUAUAAUAUGAAACUUGAGGUUUAUGUUUAAAUUUAUCUGUUUCAUACAGAUUACACAAUUAACAAUAUUAUGAAUGCUGGGACCAAAAUAGAAGAAUUUGUAAAAUUCAAUUGCGUCUUUGUAGAAUAAUCUCUACGUAUUAAAUAACAUUUCCUAAACCAAUACUUACCAUAUCAUACUAAACAAUAUCAAAUACAUGUGAUAAUCUAAUUUUUUCCUUUUAAGUUCUACUUUUUUUGGCAUAUACAUUAUUCUAUACCUAUGUUUGUUAAUAAAUAUUUUAAAUUAAAUUAUGUUUACUUUUACUUAAUAUACUUCAAUACAACAGAAUUUCAGCCUAUAAUUGCAUCAUGAACAUUUGUUUGUUUCAAUUUUAAUCAUAAGUACCGUCUUGUUUCCUUAAGAAACUAUUGUCUAAGUUACCUAAUAUUCUUAAUAUAUUUUCUAUAAAUUUAAUAUGAUUACAACACAACGUGUUAAAUUUAUAAGAAACGCCUAUAAAAUAAAAUCUAAUAAUUUAAUAUUUUUAAUGCCUUAUAUUAUUUUAUAAAUUAUUAUAUUUUUUGUUCAAACACAUUAUUUUAAAAUUCAUAAUAAGAGAUUUCAACCAAUUGUAUGUGAUUUUCUGUACUACGGUUUUUAUGAUUAUAAAAUUUGAAGAUAUUGUAUAAUGAAUAACAAAGGUUAUAACAUAAGCACUCUUAUAACAUUAAAGAUCUUCGUACGAACUUUUAUAAAAAUGAAAUCAUUAAUAUUAAGCAGUACACCAUAUUGAUUUUUUUUAUUUUUGUGCAACCGUAACCUAAUUUUUGUUUAAUAUACAGUUUUAUAAUCAUUAUUUACUAUAUAUACAAAUAUUUUAAUAUCGCCAUAAAUAUUUACUGAAAUGGGUAGUUAAAAAAAAAAAAUAAAAUAAACUAUCAAUCAUUUUUUUGGUGUAUUUUUAGACGUUUUAAUGUUAUAAAUAUAAAUAUUGUACUUGAUGAACCUCUACAAUUUAAUAAAUAUUAAAAUACUCGUACAAAAUAUCGUCUAUACGUUAUCCAAUAGGUACUUCUUUUCAUAAAUUAUAUUUUAAUAUCACAUAAUAUUUGAUUUAGUAUUAUUGUCAAGAACCAAAUUCAUAAUUCCCAUAGAAAAAUGACUUUGAAUAAUAUAUUAUAUAAAUACCUACUUGGUAUUUAAAACAUAUUAUACUAAUAUUUACUAACUAAUUAUUUACUUUAUUAAUAGAAUUCAGUUUUCAUCUUAAGAUCUAAGCUGAAAACGAUGGUGAAGUUGUAAAAAUGAAUAUCUGCCUACAUUUCAAGUUAUUGCUGUAAUGUAACUAAGAGUAUAGAUUUUCUAAAUACCUAAUAAUUAAUGUAAAGUCUAAUGAUGAUUUAAACGUUUGCAAAUCGUCGCUAUAUACUCUUUAUUAAUAUAGCCAGUUUAACAAUAUGGAUUGAAAACUUUUUUAGACUAGAUUCAUGUAGGAUAAAAUUCUGGAUAAAAAGGAAUAGGUAUAAUAUACCUAUUUCUUUUAUAACCUAUUAUAACAAUUAAGUUUAUAAUUUUUUUUAUAUUCAUGUGUACAUUAAACUAAUAUUGGCUCUAAAUGAAAAGAUAUAAUACAAAAACCGAGUAUGAACGUUUUUAAUUGAUAAUCAAAAAGUAAUACGUUUCAACUAACAAAAUAUGCAUAAUUUACCAUUGUUAUAGUACUAAAAAAUACAGAUAAUAAUAAUAAUGCAAUUAUAAAAAAUCUUUAAGUUUUCUGUAAGCUAAAACUAAAAUCCCUAUACAUAUAUUACAUUAAAUACAAUUUCGUAUAUUAUACCAUAAAAUCAAAAUAAGUUUCUUAGCUAAAAAAAAUAUAGUAAGCAAUUGACUUUUCUCAUGUAAUAUUAAUUCAUAGAUAUAAUUUAGAGUAAAGUAAAUCAAUUUUAAGUUUUAAAUAAUAAUUAUUAUUUUUGAAUCGAAAAAAGUUUGAUUUUGAGUCCAGUGAAAUCAAAUCAUAAAUUAACCUGACUUUAAUUAUUUAAAAAAAAACAAAAAUAGAUUUCAUUUUCUUAUAAUUACUUCUCAUAUAUUUUUUUUUUUUUUUAGAAUUAAUAAGAAGAAAAUAAUAAGUCUUUUUUUUAAGGUUAAUUUUAAAAAAGGUUGCUGAAUAGACGUUAUUGAAAUCAGGUUAUUUGAAAUGUUUAUGUCUUGCAGGUUAAGUUAGUUUUAAAGUCAAAUAUUUAUGAAAUUCUUUUGAUAUUGUAAAUAUAAAUGUGUGUAUAAUCAACAGAUGGAUUUUCUGAAUGAUCUGUUUAAAAAAGUCAAUCAUAGUAUACAAUAUAAUUUAAAAUGUUGCGUAGGUACCUAACAUGAAGUUUAAUAUGGUUUUAAAUACUAAUACACAAGUAUUGGUCCAAGUAAAAUUUUACAUGAUAAAACGACGUUACCAAAAUGUUUUAUUAGCAAUUAUAUUCAACAAUAAUGACUAUUGAAACAAAUAAUUUAUAUUUACCAACAAAUUGUGCAUAUAUUUAAUAAAAAAACGAAUAAAAUACCUUGGGUUGUAUUAAAUGAUAUUAUACAACAAUCAUAUUAUUAUAAAUACAUUCAUGAUGAAUAUAAAUGAUUUAUUUCAUACACUAAAAGAAAAUCAAACUAUUUUAGAUAUAGUCUCGAGAUGGUCAAUUUAUACUUAAGUAUUUUAUAUUAAUGUUACAGAUUAAUCUGUAAAAUAAUUUAAAAAAUAUAAAUGGGUAAUUUAUUUAAUUGUUAAGAUAAAUAAAUAAUGAUUUGUUAUUGUAGAAAAGCAUUAUAGGUAAGUACUUUAACCAUGUGUGUAUUAUUUAAACAUAAUUAAUUAAUAAUUACCUAUAUUUAUUUGUAUUUUUAUGUUUCAUAUAAUAUAAUUCCAGGAUUUAAGUUUUUUCUUGUUAUUAAUUUCAUAAGUUUCAGUUAAUUUAUCUUUAAUACGAUUUUACUGUUAUUAUUUUGUCGUCAAAACUUGAUUAUUAUUUUUUGCAGAUAAAUGUUUUUAUUUAGAGAAUUGUAAUAACAUCUAAAAAAAACACCAAACACAAUUUAAGGAAUCAAACUUUAUAUUAAUAUAUAAAAAUUAUUUAUAGGUAUAGUAUUAUUAUUAAUUACGUGGCUAUAAAUGGCUAUAUUUAUGUUAUAAAAUCUAUAUUUUAAUUGAUGAUUUAUGUCUAUUACAAAUUAUCUAAAAUAUUUUAUCAAAAAGUAAGAUAUUGUAUACCACUAAACUAUUACUAUACUUAGCUUAAAAUAUUAUAAUAUUACGUUUUAAUAGUUGUGUAUUUUAUGUGAAAAAAAUAUAACACUGAAUUGUUUUA